AUGGCUCCAACGUUACAACAGUGCCCCGUCUGCUUUAACCACUAUAGAAGCACUCCAGACGGGAAGUUAUGUCGGCACGGAGGUAAAAUGAAAGGACAGGAAUGCUCGGGGUCCCGGAAAAAAGUUGAUCCAUCGGGCGCGAGGGCUGCUUCGCCUCUCGGUGCCGCACCCGACCCCAGGCCUGGGCUGCCCACACGGUCGUCCGCCGCAUCGGUCUCCGGUGAUCCUCUCGGCCUGGAUUACCGUGGUGUUUUUGAUAAGCUGACGGCCGUGCUGAAAUGUGUACCGGUGUACGACCAUAUCCCUAAGCCAUGCAGGGAGAAGUUCGCACAUGAUCUGAACGCCUUGCUGACGGCUGUUUGUAACGACCCUGGUGACCCGGCUCACUGGGUUAGACUCCACUGUUUUGUCCCAUACGUCUUACAGAAGACUUCCAGAGGAGGUCGCCGGGUCAACCAGGGCAAUCUGGUCAACAAGCGUCUAAGCGAAUAUUCAACUAUUGGUCUUGAAACCCUGGUACUGUGCUUUGAUGGGUUCAAUAAUGCCAAAUCACAAAAGCACAACCCCGAUCGAUGGAUCAACGCUGUGUCAUCUUGUAUUGAACAGGGAAACCUGGCCUCGGCGGUCAGACUUGUCUGCUCGCCGGAGGGCCUGGCGGAGAGCUCGCCGGCCACCUUCGAUAAAUUAUGUUCUAUCCACCCAAAAAUUCCGGUGGACAGGCGGGUCUUUCCCGCAUUGACACCAACGGCUGGUUGCGUUUCUCCCGCCGAGGUGCUGAGGGCCGUUAAAUCUUUCAAAAACGGUUCUUCUGGAGGCCUGGAUGGCCUACGACCCCAGCACCUUAAGGAUGUUUUUUCAGGCCCCUUGCCAAUUGACGACACACUGAACUCCUUAACCCAAUUCAUUAAUUUGAUCCUAUCUGGAGCUUGCCCCCUCUCCGUCCGCCGUUUGCCCAAAUUGAUGUACUUCCUGCGUACAUCUAAACACAUUGACCCUUCUAAAUUGGGCGAAUUUGACGGAGCCCUGCGCACCGCCCUGUCGUCGAUUUGCAAUGUUCAAGUGACCGACACCGGCAGAUGUUUGGCGUGGGAUGUUACGGUCCCUGGCACCCUCGCCGAACGAUACGUAAACCUGACAAGUAAAGAAUGCGGUUUGGCCGCGGCCAGGGCAGCGGACGAGAAAAUGAAAAAAUAUGGGAAUGCCCUCCCCUCGAUGGAAUUCUUGCCAAUAUGCAUCGAGGUUCUCGGCCCGAUGGACCCCAACACCCUUAAAUUUCUCAAGGAAAUAGGCAAAAGGAUCAGUGUCAGAUCAGGUGACAGCAGGGAACUGUUUUUUGCAACCAACCACAUUUCGUGCUUGUUGCAGCGGUUCCUGCGUGUCUGUGUGCUUGAAAAUAUCCAACUGAAUGCCGACAUGUGCAAUUAA
This is a messenger RNA of Helobdella robusta, 1425 nucleotides long. RefSeq lists its product as hypothetical. NCBI's taxonomy places the organism in Eukaryota, Metazoa, Annelida, Clitellata, Rhynchobdellida, Glossiphoniidae. The coding region runs from base 1 to 1425 and encodes 474 amino acids. The transcript is spliced from 3 exons. The record is from RefSeq and is a predicted model, not a curated record.